CUACGACAGGUUACAGUGUCGCAGCCCCAUGCCUUUGAUGGGUACGGGCUUAUGAGAAGAUAACAUUCUGAAGUUUGAGCUUCGCAGAAUUUGGGAUUCAGGCAUCUGGCCGUGCAGCAGGGGACGAAGCUUACGGCAGCAGGGACGGUGAAGAGCGCCUUGGACACUGUGCAGAUUGCAGCAAAGUCGACUCGCAGGAAGAUCCAGUGGUUGCACACCUCUUAGGAGGGAUCAUGGCUUCGUACGGAGGGGAGGACAAGAAGCGGAAGUUGGACGGCUCGGCUGCGGCCCCUUCGUCGCUGCGCCCUGAGGAGAUCAAGGAUCUGCUGACUGCGCUGAAACAAGAGCAGGUGGUGGACCUGCUCGUCAAAGCUUGUUCCGCUCAUCCUGAUGUUCUUGACGAUGUGAGAGAUGCUGCGAGCAAAGAUCCUGCAACUCGAAAGCUCUUUGUGCGUGGCCUGCCUUGGGAGACGACCACCGAGGAGCUGACUGCUGCGUAUGAAGAGUUCGGCGACAUUGACGAAGCAGCCGUCAUCGUGGACAAGAUUUCUGGCAAGUCCAAGGGCUUUGGAUUCGUCACCUUCAGGCACAUCGACUCUGCUCAGAAGGCCCUUCGGAACCCAAAGAAGCAAAUCAGGGACCGCACCGUGCACGCCAAUCUGGCGGCACUUGGCAGCAGCGCGACCCAACGGGACAACAAUGACGUGAGUCAGCGCAAGGUCUAUGUCGGGGGGCUCAACUACGACACCACCAACGAGACGCUUCUUGAGGUCUUCGGCAAGUUUGGCGAGAUUGAGGAGGGGUCCAUUGCCACGGAGAGGACAACCGGCAAGUCUCGCGGGUUCGCUUUCGUGACCUUCCGAACGGCCGAGGGCGCCCAGGCGGCUUGCGCAGAGCCAGUGAAGCACAUUGACACACGCAACGUCCAGGUCAAGCUCGCUGCGGAGGGCCGGCAGCAGCGGCAGCAGGAGCAGACGAGCGCGAGCGGCCUCCAGAGCUACAGCAACAGCGGGAUGGGCAACCAAGGGUACGGCGGGAACUUCAUGGGGAACCGGCCCAUGAUGAACCAGCCUAUGGGCCAAAUGGGCUUCGCUUCCGCAGCACCGAUCGGGCAGAUGGCGGGUUACGCUAACCAGGGCGGGUUAAGCGGCGGGCAGUACGGGCAGAUGGGCGCCGGGCAGGGGUUCGGAGCGGGGCAGCAGUUUGCGGCGCCGCUGGGGCAGAUGGGGGGGAUGCAAGGGGCGCUCCAACAGCCCGUGCAGUAUGCUAACCAGGCAGGGUUUGCGGCCGUCCCUGCUAACGCCGGCACUCAGCAGUUUGCUCCGCAGCAGGGGGGACAGCAAGGGGGCCAGUUUACGGGGGCCCAGCAGGGCUUCGCUGCUCAACAGCAGUUCCCCGCGCAGAUGGGGGGCCAGGUAGGAGCAGUGCAACAGCCGCAGGGCCAGUUCACAUCGCAAGCAGGUAAUGGUCAGGUCGCGGGUGGCUUUUCGCAGCAGGCAGUGCCAGGGGGGCAAGCGGCGGGUAUGGCUGGGGGCCUGCCCAACGCGAUGUACAGCAACUUCCAAGGGCAGUAAUUUUAAUCGGAAAGUGUGAAGGAAGAUGAGAGCGGAUUGAAAUAGAUUCCCUGCAAGUUUUGUGAGCGUCUCAGUAUCUGAGAUCCGGCAUGCUGAUCGCGUUUCUAACCUCGCUACUAAAUGCACCCAUUCUCAAUGGUGACUUUUCAGAAAGGUUGCUCGCAACCAUUUCUUACCUUCUUUGGAUGUGGGCAGGUAAUAACCACUG
Molecule: messenger RNA, 1782 nt
Organism: Klebsormidium nitens
Lineage: Eukaryota; Viridiplantae; Streptophyta; Klebsormidiophyceae; Klebsormidiales; Klebsormidiaceae
Source: the annotation of a GenBank genome assembly